Molecule: messenger RNA, 2842 nt
Organism: Castor canadensis (American beaver)
Lineage: Eukaryota; Metazoa; Chordata; Mammalia; Rodentia; Castoridae
Gene: Mrpl14
Product: mitochondrial ribosomal protein L14
Biological process (GO): translation
Cellular component (GO): ribosome; mitochondrion
Molecular function (GO): structural constituent of ribosome
Source: RefSeq, a predicted model, not a curated record
AGCAGGCAGAAAGGAAGAUGGAGAUGAAGCUGUCUUUGUAGACUGUCUGGUGGCAGGAAUCUUUGUCACCUUGGAUUCUGGGAGUUAUUUUGGGUAGGAGCAAGCAGUUUAGAUGGAAAGGAUUCUUCUGUAAUUUUGGUUUUUUUUAAGAGUUAUCCAUUUUACCCUUAGAACUUCUUAGAUGUAUACUUCCUGUGGCACUUUUUACAUAGUGUGUUUAUUGUGUGGUUGUAAAAACAGUGUUUCCCAUUGCUUGUCUGGAAUGCUAAAACUCACUUUGAGGCCACAUAGCAAUGGUAACAGAUACCUGGAAAAUGGAAAUGGAGGGUCUCUGAACAUCAGGGAAGGCAUUUCUUAAAUGUUUCUAUUUUUAAAAAUAAUGCAGUUUUUGUAUCUGAACAUGUGGAUAACCUAUAUCUAUCUGCCUGUGCUAGUUAGGGUCACCACCUAUUAUUAACAGCAGUCUCGAGGACUAUGUGAACCAUCGAGUGACACUUUUUUUUCUUGUGGUACUGGCAUUUGAACUCAGGGCCUCACACUUGCUAGGCAGGUGCUGUUACUGCCGCUUGAGCCACUCCGCCAGUCCUGAGUGACACUUUUCAGACAAAGGAAGCAUUUCAGCAAGCCUGCAGUGAAAACUGAAUUAAGUGUGUUGUGGAAUCCAGGAGGAGCCAGGGGCCACAUGUUUUACUGUUGUCCCUGAGUAUGAAGGGUGAAUUCCCUAUUGGAGUCUGUUUCUCACACUGUACUGCAUUGGGCUCCGAACAUGGUAGUUUAGAUUCUGAUCAGCUUCUGGUAUCCUAAAUAAUUCCAGAGAGCUUUAAAACCUAUCUUGUUUCCUCCUUUCUUGGACCCACCUAUGAUGGAUUUCCUGUUGUCUGUGUUACUUGGGUAAUUCUUACAGUUCUUUGGGAAGGGCUCAAGAGAUCUGGUUAUGGUUUAGCCUUCUAUCUUAGAGGUUGAUGGUUUGUCUGGGUUGUAGCUCACCCUGGUUUGAUUUAACAGGUAUGUUAACAGUGACAAGUGUGCGAGAGGUCUCAGUAGUGUUGUUCUGGGUCAGAUAAUAUGCUAAAUAUUAAGAAGGUGCAAGGAGGUUAUUAUGCACUAGGGAGACAGAGGAAAAGUCUCUGAUCAAGAACUUUAUAAAAUCAUUUGUGUCUUUAGAAAGGGGAGGAAGCACUUUCCCACAUGUACUCUAAGCUGAAAAGCACUUUUAGGACUGUGUGAUCUUGGAGAGGCACCGUGUGCUGCCCUGAGAUCAAGAGACGAGGCUGUUGUUCCUGGCCAGCACCUGGACACAAACUGCUUAUCCUGCAGACUGGCCCGCUGGACAGUUCAGAGGGCUUCUCCAAUUAAAGUGAUCCCUUACCUGAGUGAAGCUGAAGCACUUUCAUUCUGAGCUGCUUUGCUCCUCCCAGUGACCUCUGCCUCACAUGUCAUUGAGGCUUGGAGAGGCAAUCCAAGGCCACCUUAGGAGGAGAGGAUUGAAGCUGGGACAGAGAGACGUGCUUUCCUUCAGCAGCAGUUCCUUCUGCCCACCUGACAUCUCCAUAAACCUGGCUUCUUGCACUGGCCAGUGCAGGAGAGGUUGUGAUUUAUGCUGAAAUGGGAAGGUACUGCUCAGUGCAGACCAGGAAGUGACAUGAAAAGCCAUCUCUGGCACGGGAGUCUUCCGGAUUUCUGGCCUCAUCUAAGUGAGUGUCAUAAAGGAGGAAAUACUGAGCAGGAUUUGCCAUCUUGGGAUCCCAUGGCUGUUUUUACUGGGCUCCAGGGCUCUUUCACCCUUGUAAGCAGAGCUGUCAGCCAGCGCUGUUUCAGCACCACUGAGCGCCUCAGUGCAAUUCAGAAGAUGACUCGUGUGCGUGUGGUGGACAACAGUGCCCUGGGGACCACCCCCUACCAUCGCCCUCCUCGGUGCAUCCACGUCUACAACAAGAAUGGGGUGGGCAAGGUGGGUGACCGCAUACUUCUGGCCAUCAAGGGACAGAAGAAGAAGGCACUCAUUGUGGGGCAUCGCAUGCCUGGCCCCCGAAUGACCCCCAGGUUUGACUCCAACAAUGUGGUCCUCAUUGAGGACAACGGAAACCCUGUGGGGACCCGAAUUAAAAUCCCCAUCCCCACCAGCCUGCGCCAGAAGGAAGGCGAGUAUUCCAAGGUGCUGGCCAUUGCUCAGAACUUUGUGUGAGCAGAGCCCAGGCCUCCAGCUGCAGGACUCACGAAUGGAACAGUUCUGAGAAUAGCAUCUUUGCUGAGAGGGAGCUGGGGGGCCAUGUGGCUGCUCCCGUCACACUGAAUGUCAUUGUCCUGUGACAGAAUAAACAGUUCAUGUAUGUUUUCCUCCUGUGCUUUCUGGGAUAUGGUCGUGAGGUAAGUGCCACUGAAGCAGUUAAAAGGUGGCAAGCCGAGUGUGACCACAUGCAGUGAUAGUCACGUGAGCAGCUUUGGUGCUGGUCUCUCGGGGCCCUUGCUCUUCUGAUUUGGACCUUGAACGUGAGUUCACCUGGGAUUGUCAGGCUCUAGGAAACUGGGAUAUAGAUCAAGUAACAAUUUAUUAAUGUACCAUGGAAUCUGUCACUUUCUUACCAGAAGAGUUUUGUUUUCUUUUCCCAUCCCCAUUGUCCUAUUCUUGAUUUACAGACUUGAGAUGUUCUACAGUUGUGAGGAUUGCUGGUUUAUCAUGGAGUAGGAGCAGUGCUGCGUUUCCUAUAGGCCGGCCCCACUUGCUGUGCUCAGGAGUGUCUGUCAACACUCCUGUGCCCAGUGGCACAGAGCCUCCCCCUGCACUUCUGGAGAAAUGGACAAGUCCUUCUAUUUUGCAAAUGGCCAUCCUGGGCCUAUACAG